Molecule: messenger RNA, 366 nt
Organism: Drosophila serrata
Lineage: Eukaryota; Metazoa; Arthropoda; Insecta; Diptera; Drosophilidae
Source: RefSeq, a predicted model, not a curated record
UCGUCAGUCAAAAUGUCACACAAAAACAGCUACAAUCUGUCUCUGCUCCUGCUUGCAACUCUGCUGGCGCUUGCAACUGCCCAAUACUAUCCACAGUACAACCCAUAUUACACACCGAGUCCCACGUUCUCCAGUUUAAAUAAUUACUACUACCAGACCACGCCAUAUCCUUACUACUACAGCACGUAUACGACCCCGAGUCCCUACAGCAAUACCCAAAUCAGGAUCUGGCCUUAUGUCAUUGGACAGUAUCUAUAUCCCACGUAUUAUAACACCAACUAUUAUAAUCCUUAUGCAUCGCUGAGUAACUCCAACUGGCAGAGCUACUAUGCCAAUGUCUAUCAAUCGAAUUGGGGCAAAAAGUGA